ACCUCACCUCACACCUCACACCACCCGUCACAACUAACUAACCGGUCGAACGAAAAGCGAGGCAAAAAAAUGUCCAGCGAACAAACCUCCCCCUCUCCUCUGCCCUCCUCCCCCACCACCACCUCCUCCCCCGUAAUCCUCUACAAACCGCCCAGCGUCCAGAAACUCCUCCGCACCGCCGCGAUAAAUCUUGUCCUGCCCUUCAUUAACGGUCUCAUGCUGGGCUUUGGGGAACUGUUCGCGCACGAGCUUGCAUUUCGGUGGGGGUGGGGGGGUACUCGGGUUUGUUUUGCUUUUUCCCCUCCUUCUUUUUUCCCCUUUCUUCCCAUGAUUCUUUGAAAUGUGGGGAAGCUUACAGGUGUGUCUGUGCUAGGUAUUUCCAUCUAGUCGUGUUGCGGCGCCGGGGGUUGAAGGUAGGGGUAAAGCAGAUGAUGGGCGGGGACGAGGGCGAGGGCGGGGAUAGGGCUUUGGGGAGGCUUACGGAUUUGGAGUAGGGAUGGGGUGAUUGCAAAUGGGGGAUGUAAAUACGGAGAUGGGAAUUGGAGCUUGGCCCCCCGCACCCUUUUUUUUUUCGGUUUGUUUGCUUGUUUUGUGUAGUGGAGGUUAUAUACACUUUUGCGGAAUGAAGCGGACAUUGAACAUUG
Molecule: messenger RNA, 644 nt
Organism: Tuber aestivum (summer truffle)
Lineage: Eukaryota; Fungi; Ascomycota; Pezizomycetes; Pezizales; Tuberaceae
Source: the annotation of a GenBank genome assembly